Messenger RNA from Hibiscus syriacus, 2768 nucleotides. RefSeq names its product formin-like protein 14. The record is from RefSeq and is a predicted model, not a curated record. Bases 1 to 2652 code for a protein of 883 amino acids. Gene Ontology annotation, cellular component: chloroplast outer membrane. Gene Ontology annotation, biological process: chloroplast organization. The transcript is spliced from 8 exons. NCBI's taxonomy places the organism in Eukaryota, Viridiplantae, Streptophyta, Magnoliopsida, Malvales, Malvaceae.
AUGUCUGAGGCAUUCGUCCGUGUAUAUAUGCAGGGAAAAAGGUCUCCAUCAAAGGCAUGCAAGAGUCAAAAGAGAAGGAAGGGCUCCCAGAAGGACAAUUCACCUCCAUUACAAGGCAAUUUCGUUCUGAUGGUGGAGCUUAGGAAGAAAAUCACAACAUUUAGAGACAUCGUUGAUCUACCACCUUGUAGUACCUCUUUAUCCAUAGAUAAGAUGAUCAUAGGGACAAUGCAAGAUCUCCAUAAAUACUACCCUGAAAGCAUACCCCGGUUCAGUAGAUCGAAAUUAAAAAGAUUACCCCUUGAAGAGAUAUUGAUAUACUUUUGCACGGCAUUGCGAGAUCUUGCAGACGUUUCGAAUAUAAACGGUGAAGGGAUAGACAAAUGCAAACUUGAUAUACAUGACAAUGAAGAGCCCAAAAGUGUUGAAGAAUUAGUUGAAAUUACGGUGGCAACCCUCGAUGGGUUGAUUAAGAUAGCAAGAGAGAAAGGUGAUAUGAUUAGUGAAGACGAAGAGAAUGAUAAGGGUUUAAGUCAAAAGGUUAAUCCUUGUAAAGAAAAUGGCUAUUGCUGCCCUUCACCGACUUCGGUGCUGCCUGAGUUGAUGAACAGUCCAUUAAAACCUCCUUCUUCCUCACCUCUUUUGUUGUCUGUCAAUGUACAAGCGGUGGGGAAACUGAGCUCCAUGGAUGUGAAGCGACUGCAAUUACAUAUGCUUCCUGAUUAUAGAGAUGAAGUUCCCAAUUUUUUGAAGCAAAACAAGGUUAUGAUUGAGGAACAAGAUACAGAAGAACAUGGUGAAGUUGUUGAUGAAACCGGGGAUUUGAACUCUCAAAACGAGACACUAGAGGAUCAAGUUUCUGGUGCGGAUGGUGCAGACGGUGAUUCAACUAUGAAUGGAAGUAAUGCUGCAGCAGUAACACCAAUGCAUACGCCGCCACCGGAGGUGACACCAGCUCCCGAGUUGUCGGGAGAUGAAGAAGUGGCUGAAGAUGGAUCAGCAUCACCACGACCAGCAACAUCAGCAGAAGUUUUAUCGGAUAUUCCCCCACCACCGCCACCCCAACCAAAUGCAGAAGCUGUACAACUACAACCAACUUUGGAAGCAAAAGAACCAGAGUUGCCCUCACCGGGUUCGGCAUUGGAAGAAACAGCAGCAGCAACUGGAGUAACAUCGCCGCCACCUCCACCACUACCACCGCCAGCUCCAUCAAAACCAAAUAUAGGGGUAACAGCAACAGCACCACCUCCACCACCAUCACUACCACCAUCAGCGCCAACAGAGCCAAAUAUAGAGGUAGCAGCAGCAGAACCUCCACCACCACCACCAUCAGUGCAACCAGAGCCAAACAUAGAGGUAACAGCAGAACCUCCUCCACCACCAUCAGCUCCAACAGGGCCAAAUAUAGAGGUAACAGCAGCACUCCCUCCACCACCAGCAGCUCCAACAGAGCCAAAUAUAGAGGUAACAGCAGCAGCACUUCCUCCACCACCACCUCCUGUAGUGAAAAAAGAAGCACCGGUUACACCAUCACCACCUUCUCUUCCUAGAUGUAUAUCAACACCAUUUACACAACCACCACCUCCUCCUCUUCCUCCUAGAACCGCAUCAAGAGGACCCGCACCACCACCACCACCACCACCCAUGAUGACUUCAAAAGGAUCAGGACCAAUGCCGCCGCCGCCGCCACCAGCACCAGCAGGAGCGUCACUGGCGAAUGGAGCUGCUCCACCGCCUCCACCACCUGGUAGCUUGCGCUCCAAGAAAUCAAAUACUAAAUUAAUGAGAUCAAGUCAUAUGAGUAAUCUAUAUCGAAAUCUCAAAGGCAAAGUAGAAGGAGUUCCAAAGCGAGGCUCCUCGGCAUCUAAUGGAAGAAAGGGCGGAGGAGGAGGUGCUGCAAGCGGUGGGAAUGGGAAACAACAAGGAAUGGCUGAUGCAUUAGCGGAGAUGACAAAGAGAUCAACCUACUUCAUACAAAUCGAAGAAGAUGCUAAGAAAUAUGAAAAACCAAUCAAAGAACUCAAAACUACCAUCAGUACAUUCAAAACCAGUGACAUGUCUGAGCUAAUCAAGUUCCACAAGUAUGUGGAAUCCAUUCUUGAGAACUUAACAGAUGAAAGUCAGGUUCUCGCCAAGUUUGAAGGCUUCCCCGGGAAAAAGCUGGAAGCAUUAAGGACAGCAUCAGCUCUUUACUUGAAGUUAGAAUCAAUGGUGACUGAGCUACAAAACAUGAAGAUCGAGCCUCCUUUGACUCAGCUUCUUGAGAAGGUUGAACGUUACUUCGACAAGAUAAAGAAAGAAAUAGACUCCCUGGAGCGAACCAAGGAUGAAGAAGCCAAGAAAUUAAAGGGCCACAACAUCGAAUUUGACUUCCAAAUUAUUGUACGAAUCAAAGAAGCAACUGUUGAUGUUUCCUCCAACUGCAUGGAGUUGGCACUGAAGGAGAGAAGAGAAGCGAAGUUGGCAGAAAAUGAAGUGUCGAAAAGCAAAGGUGAAAGACCACAGAAAGCAUGCACUAAAAUGCUGUGGAGGGCUUUCCAAUUUGCUUUCAGGGUUUAUACAUUCGCAGGCGGACAUGACGAUCGUGCCGAUAGGCUGACCCGAGAACUGGCUCAUGAAAUUGAGACUCAUGCUGAACAUCAAAAAUUGUAACACCUAUAUAUAUGAGGUGUAGUAGCAUGAGACACUUGAGGAAUUCAAUUUCUUUGUAAAUUAAACCUACUUUUUUUGAGUUGUGAUUUUGAUGGACUAAGAAAUUGAAAACUGCU